AUGGGGUCUAGCGCAAAGAAAAAGAGAGAGAAGAAGAAAGACUUCCAAAAACCAAAAUUAAAGGUUGGGAAAGCAAGACCCAAGGCUGCAAACUCGACUGACACGAGUUUUCGUGCUAAAGCCAUUGUUUUGAAUCAACAACUCGACAUCAAUGCUCCGACAGAGUCGGCCAAGUUUCUUCACCAAUUAUCACUUUUGACUUCUCGGUCGGACUCUCAAAGAAAGGACGCUCUGGGCUACUUGACGAGUUACGUGACAUCGACGCCAGAAGGAGCUACUUUCCCGACGACUGCAAACUCGCUUCUCACCUCUUUGUGUCCACUCAUCCUUGAUGGUUCGACGGGUGUUCGCACUCAACUCUUGAAGCUUUUCCAAGUCCUACCAGCGGAAGAAGUAAGAGAUCAUGUUACCAAGAUCUUACCCUACAUGCGAGCCGGUAUGACCCAUCUAUCAAAGGACAUCCGACUUUCUGCUGUGGAAUUUCUAUCCUACCUGAUCAAAGCAGCGGGCGAUGAGCUCGUCUGCAGUCCCGGCGGCUGGAACCAGACAUUGGAAUGCUUUACUACGGUCCUCGGUUGGAGAUCUUCAGAUUCAAGCAAAUGGUCCGCAAAUAAAGCUUCCUUCGGAGGAGACAUCAAGUCCACUGCUAGAAUCAUGGCCGUCCUUGCCGAGUUUCUCCGGGCAGGCUUAGUCUCUAAUACUGAGUCAGACUCGAACAUCAAUGCAAUUGCCAUUGACUUUCCCUUUUGGCAGACCAAAUCGCUGGCAAUGCCCUCGAAAUCAAACGCGUAUUCCUAUCUCAACCUUUUUGGGUCCCAGACCGAGGUUGACAACCAGAUGCUUGAAGACCAGGAAGAUAGAUUGGAGAUCUUCUCCAGAGAUUUCGAGGCAGUAAUCCUGGCUGGUAUAGACGCAGCGAAAAAGGAAGGCGGCGAGUUGGGUCGCUCUUCAGGCUUACUUGUCAAGAUUCUCAGUCUUUCCAACAAUGGUUGA
Messenger RNA from Exophiala bonariae, 993 nucleotides. RefSeq lists its product as uncharacterized. Lineage: Eukaryota; Fungi; Ascomycota; Eurotiomycetes; Chaetothyriales; Herpotrichiellaceae. The transcript is spliced from 3 exons. Bases 1 to 993 code for a protein of 330 amino acids. Gene Ontology annotation, biological process: rRNA processing. Gene Ontology annotation, cellular component: nucleus. The record is from RefSeq and is a predicted model, not a curated record.